This is a messenger RNA of Prosopis cineraria, 2715 nucleotides long. RefSeq names its product probable xyloglucan glycosyltransferase 6. Gene Ontology annotation, cellular component: Golgi apparatus. Lineage: Eukaryota; Viridiplantae; Streptophyta; Magnoliopsida; Fabales; Fabaceae. The coding region runs from base 139 to 2199 and encodes 686 amino acids. Gene Ontology annotation, molecular function: glycosyltransferase activity. The record is from RefSeq and is a predicted model, not a curated record. The transcript has 5 exons.
UUCGUCCGGUCUCCGACGCACGCAGCUCCAGACACAGGAAAAAGAGGGACUGAAAGAAAACCACUCUACUUGGUGGCUCUUCAGAUCUCUCUCUCUCUCUCUCUUGCUUCUUCUUCUCCUCCUCCUCCUUAUUCUUCUAUGUCUCGACCCCCAAACCGCGAGUUUCAGGAAUGGUGGAACAAGCAGCGAGCUACGAACCAUGACCUUGUUGAUGACAAAUCCGACGGCUCCACUCGCUCUUUCCUCACCGUUGACAUUCAAACUGUCCCUUCCGAUCGAGAGUCGGUGGAGAAGGAGCGUGCCCGAAGUGCUCGUCAGCUUUCCUGGGUUUGCCUUUUAAGAUUCCAGCAAAUCGCGACUUCUCUUGCUUGGCUGUCCAAUGGCUUUCUCUCAUUAGUCCGCACCGCUAACCGCAGGAUUGCCUCGCCUGAUUCGCGUUCCGAUUCCAAGUCGUCCAGGCUUUAUCGUGCAAUCAAGGUGUUCUUGGUUGUCGUUCUCCUUUUGCUUGUGUUUGAGCUAGUUGCUUACUUCAAAGGAUGGCAUUUCAGCCCGCCGUCGGCUCGUGCCGACGUGUAUGGAAUGAUUGGUCUUAUUUAUGCGAGAUGGCUUGAGAUUCGGGCAAAUUACCUGGCGCCGCCGCUGCAGAGCUUAACCAAUAUGUGCAUUGUGCUCUUCUUGAUACAGUCGAUUGAUAGAGUGAUUUUGAUCUUGGGAUGUUGCUGGAUCAAAUUCCGGCGUCUGAAACCAGUGGCGGCCAUGGAGUAUCCAACAAAUGCUAAGAAUGAGGAUGUGAAUGUGGAGGAUUAUCCAAUGGUUUUAGUUCAGAUUCCAAUGUGCAAUGAGAGGGAGGUCUAUCAGCAAUCUAUUGCCGCAGUUUGUAUCCUGGAUUGGCCCAAGGAGAGAAUGCUUGUGCAGGUCCUUGAUGAUUCUGAUGAAGUAGAUAUCCAACAUCUUAUCAUGGCAGAAGUACAGAAAUGGCAACAUAGAGGUGUGCGAAUAGUAUAUAGACAUCGUCUCAUACGGACUGGCUAUAAGGCAGGGAAUCUCAAAUCAGCAAUGAAUUGUGAUUAUGUUAAAGAAUACGAGUUUGUGGCAAUAUUUGAUGCUGAUUUUCAGCCAGCACCGGAUUUCUUAAAAAGGACAAUACCUCAUUUUAAGGGGAGAGAUGAUUUAGCAUUGGUCCAGACACGAUGGGCAUUUGUAAACAAGGAUGAGAACUUGCUUACGAGAUUGCAGAAUAUAAAUUUAUCUUUCCACUUUGAGGUUGAACAACAGGUCAAUGGCGUGUUCAUUAACUUCUUUGGUUUCAAUGGAACUGCCGGUGUCUGGAGGAUAAAGGCUCUUGAGGAGAGUGGUGGCUGGUUGGAACGAACUACUGUUGAGGACAUGGAUAUUGCUGUUCGAGCUCAUCUCUGUGGAUGGAAGUUCAUCUUUCUAAAUGAUGUGAAGUGCCUUUGUGAACUCCCUGAGACCUAUGAGGCGUAUAAGAAGCAGCAACACCGCUGGCAUUCUGGUCCAAUGCAAUUGUUUCGUUUGUGUUUUGUUGAUAUACUCCGUUCAAAGGUGAAUUGGGUCAAGAAGGCCAACUUAAUAUUCCUUUUCUUCCUCCUAAGGAAGCUUAUCCUGCCAUUUUAUUCAUUCACCCUCUUUUGCAUCAUUCUUCCAUUGACCAUGUUCCUUCCAGAAGCUGAGCUGCCAACCUGGGUUGUUUGUUAUGUUCCAGGAACCAUGUCUAUUCUAAGCAUUCUUCCAUGUCUCCAUGCAUUUCCAUUUAUAGUGCCUUACCUUCUAUUUGAGAAUACUAUGUCGGUUACUAAAUUUAAUGCUAUGAUUUCUGGAUUAUUUCGCUUUGGAAGUUCUUAUGAGUGGGUGGUUACAAAAAAAUUGGGAAGAUCAUCAGAGACAGAUCUGGUUGCUUUUGAGAAGGAAUCUGAGCCUCUAAUGAGAUCUACCAGUCUUCACAGGUCAUCUUCAGAUUCAGGCAUUGAGGAGCUAAGCAAACUAGAAUUGUCGAAGAAAACAGGGAGAAAUAAGAAAAAUCGUUUGUACAGGAAAGAACUUGCUCUUGCAUUCAUAUUAUUAACUGCCUCAGUUAGAAGCUUAUUAUCAGCUCAAGGAAUUCACUUCUACUUCCUGCUAUUUCAAGGGAUAAGUUUUCUGGUUAUUGGUCUUGAUUUGAUUGGAGAGCAAGUUAGUUGAUUUCCAGGCUUGGAUUUUUGGUGUGGAUUCAAAACUUCUUAUAUGGGGAUAUGAAGGAAGGUCAGAAUGGCCAAAUCUCAUUCCCAUUUGGGCACAUUGAUGUCAGCCAAAGCUAUUUAUUUCUAUAGGUUUUGGCUCUCAAUUAAGUUAGCCUCUUGCUUCUUGGCACAAACUAGCUUUUCUUGUUCAUUUUUUGCUGUAAGGACUUCGGUCUCUUUGUUGUUGCCAAGUCAGUAGUCACGUGUAUAACUCGAGAGUCAUAUAUCCCUUCUUGUGUUGGAUUAGAGAUGAGUGGGAAAGUCGAGUCAUUCAAAACUAGCAUCAAAUGGGUUCAUAUUUCCGACCCAUGACUAGUAUAUACAUUGUCGCUUGCAAACGCAAUAUUUGUUCAUUAGAUUAUUCUAUUUGUAACUUUAAUUUUUCUAAUUUUCAUGUGGUUUAAAUCAAUUUGUACCAAGGACAGUGGAACUUCUGACACAGCUUGUCGAGAGCAAUUUAAUAAUUGUUUUGGAUUAA